AUGUUCGUUCCUUCCGCAGGGCCCGGUGGCGGUGGCGCAGCCCGGGACCGGGACUGGCGGCAGGAGCGGCCACAGCCCCUUUCUGCGGGCAGGGAUCGGCCUCCCCAGCGCGCCCGGGAGCGGCGGCGGUUCCCUUCCCGCGGUCUGGAGCCGAAUCAGGUCUAGGAAACCAGGAGGAUCUUUUCCCAUAACAAUGGCAGCAAAAUCAUCACUCCUUAAAGUAAUACUGUUAGGAGAUGGUGGAGUUGGGAAGAGUUCCCUUAUGAACAGAUACGUCACCAACAAGUUUGAUGCACAGCUGUUUCAUACAAUAGGUGUGGAAUUCUUGAAUAAAGAGUUGGAAGUUGAUGGACACUUUGUUACAAUGCAGAUAUGGGACACAGCAGGUCAGGAACGGUUUAGGAGCUUGCGGACUCCUUUCUAUAGAGGUUCUGACUGUUGCCUGCUAACCUUCAGUGUGGACGACUCUCAAAGCUUCCAAAACUUAAGCAACUGGAAGAAAGAAUUCAUUUAUUAUGCAGAUGUCAAGGAGCCUGAAAGUUUUCCAUUUGUGAUACUGGGUAACAAAGUUGAUAUUGAUGAACGGCAAGUAUCUACAGAAGAAGCCCAAGACUGGUGCAGGAAUAAUGGCAACCAUCCCUAUUUUGAAACCAGUGCAAAAGAUGCCACUAAUGUUGCAGCAGCCUUUGAAGAAGCUGUUAGAAGAGUUCUGGCCUCUGAAGACAGAUCAGAUCACUUUAUUCAAACAGAUACAGUAAACCUUCAUCGGAAACCGAAACCCAGUUCAUCUUGUUGUUGACUUAAAUUUCUUUUUGCCAAAUUACUGUUGACUAGCUUGCUCUCUAAAAGAACGGGGAAGGUAGUAGAUAAGAGUAACAAAUGGGUUUCACUCUAAUAUUAAAAUCGUAAUAUUCUGCUGCUUUCAUGGGGGAGAAAAAGAAAAAUCUCUUCAUGAGUGACCCGUUAUUGAAUUAGUGAUGCUUUCUGUUUAGGAAGACAUCAAGUAAAAAAAUAAUAUAAGAAUGUAAUUUGCCAACUUUAUUCAAAUGAUAAAUACUUUGAAUAUAAUUAAAACUUGAAGGUUCUAGAAGCACUACUUUGGAGAAACUGUUCUGGAAUUCAGGCACAAAGAUACUUUUAUAUGUGUAUAUUUUUAUGAAAUCGGCAUUCCAUUUUUGUUUUGUUAGAUGUCAGUUUCUUAACAAUGCUAGAUAUUAAACUUCAGUCUCACUACA
Hirundo rustica (Barn swallow) is the source of this 1235-nucleotide messenger RNA. RefSeq names its product RAB9A, member RAS oncogene family (gene RAB9A). Lineage: Eukaryota; Metazoa; Chordata; Aves; Passeriformes; Hirundinidae. The transcript has 2 exons. Gene Ontology annotation, molecular function: GTPase activity; GTP binding. Bases 194 to 799 code for a protein of 201 amino acids. The record is from RefSeq and is a predicted model, not a curated record. Gene Ontology annotation, biological process: Rab protein signal transduction; retrograde transport, endosome to Golgi. Gene Ontology annotation, cellular component: phagocytic vesicle; lysosome; late endosome.